AUUUAUCACCUAUGUCUUUAGGCAAGUAUGUUACGGGCAGUCCUGUUAUAAUGGGCUACGAGUACGUGCCAGAAGUGGACGCGUGGCUGCGUCUGCACAUUGAGCCCGCAAUCUGGCCCGACGCCCGUCUGCGCUGCCAUCUCGAAGGUGGCGCCCUGGCAUCCCCGACAACCAGCGCUAUGUCCAAUGCGAUGAUAGAAAUGUUGGCCUCCAAUAAGCUAACCAUGCGCCACGCGUAUAUAGGUGUACAUGCCUUCAUCUCCAAGGGAGAUUUCAUGAGCAUGGAUGGGAUUCCCAUGGCCAACCUUUCCGUCCGAUGGCGCGAAGGGGAGCCCGACAAUGCGAAAAACGAGGAAGACUGCGUGGUGCUGAACGGUGUAGGCGAGGCCAUCGACGUCAGCUGCAACACCCCUCGCCCCUACUUCUGCCGCAAGGAGAACGCUAAGAUGAUCAUCGACAAGUGUGGAACUACAGCCGAAGGUUACAAACUUGAGUCGCGCACUGGCAGCUGCUACAAGUUCCAUCGGGUUUCGAGAACCUGGCACCGAGCCGCCAUGGCGUGCCAAGCAGAGGGGGGGCACCUGGUAGUAAUUAACAGCAACGAGGAAGCACAAGUGCUGAAAGAUAUCUUUGGGAGGAACAAGAAUGAGGCUAGUGUGGGCGUUUGGGAUUGGAAUGAACAUGGGGAGUGGAAUCGCUCGGUAUACCGCAAGUGGAUAGGUGACGCUUUUCUAAUUAUUACAGGUGAGACAUUAUCCGACGCCGGAUACGAAGGCUGGGCUAAGAACGAACCCAACAACGCUGGCGGCAAGGAGUUCUGUGGCGUGAUCAAUCGCGAUGCCCGCCUAAACGAUUUUUCGUGUGACAAACUUAUCCCGUUUAUAUGCGAGAUCACACCGUCAUAA
Cydia strobilella is the source of this 905-nucleotide messenger RNA. RefSeq names its product secretory phospholipase A2 receptor-like. The record is from RefSeq and is a predicted model, not a curated record. The transcript has 5 exons. Gene Ontology annotation, molecular function: signaling receptor activity. Lineage: Eukaryota; Metazoa; Arthropoda; Insecta; Lepidoptera; Tortricidae. Bases 12 to 905 code for a protein of 297 amino acids.